Molecule: messenger RNA, 2151 nt
Organism: Brassica rapa (field mustard)
Lineage: Eukaryota; Viridiplantae; Streptophyta; Magnoliopsida; Brassicales; Brassicaceae
Product: probable WRKY transcription factor 57
Biological process (GO): regulation of DNA-templated transcription
Molecular function (GO): DNA-binding transcription factor activity; sequence-specific DNA binding
Source: RefSeq, a predicted model, not a curated record
CUUUUUCGUAAAAACGGUAAAAUGCACUUUUCGUAAAAUCUGCAAAAACGCACUAUCCCGCCAAAACCGUAAAAACACAGUGUUCUGUCAAAAACUGUAAAAACACAGUGUUCUGUCAAAAACUGUAAAAACACAGUUUUCUGUUAAAAACUGCAAAAAUACAGUUUUCUGUCAAAAACUGCAAAAAUGCAGUUUUCUGCCAAAACUGUAAAAACGUAUGUUUCGCCAAAACCAUAAAACAUUAUUUCUCAUCAAAACCAUAGAAACACAUUUUCCAGCAAAAUCGUAAAAACGUUAUUUUCCCGCAAAAAAAAUGUAAAACAAAUCUAUUUUUAUCAUUUUAUUAACAAGUCUACUUCGAUGCAGAUGCAAGUUAAAAAAAAGAAACAAACAAACAUAGUUGUAUUCAGAUGAUUCAAUCUGGAUACAUAAACGAAAUACAAAAUCGAAUAACACAGAUAUAGCAUCUCGAUAGGAUAUCUAAAUGCAUUUUCCAGAUGUCCAAAAGAAGAUGUCCAAACGAGAAGCCCAAAGUAAAAUUGUAAAGUUUCAUCUUUUUGCGAAGGAAGUGAGCAAAAAAUGCAAAUCCGAGUCCAAAAAUAGGAGGCGUCGAUCUAGGAGGGGAAAGUAGCUGUGUGACCUACCUCUAGCUUAAAUAAAUAUAUCAUCUCUCUCUCUCUCCCUCCCGUUCCGUUCGCUUCACUUGACCCUUGACGUUGACGUACCAUUUUUUCCUCAAUGUUCUCUUCUCUUUUUUCACUCCUCUCUCUCUCUCAUGAAUUAUUUAUUUUUGCAAUUUGGCAAUAUCAAAAACAAAUUAAAAAUAAAAAAAAUCUCUUAAGACAGAGUCUGAUCGGUGUUUGAUAAGACACUGACAGCACUUUAACGGGAUUCUUCAAAAGUUCUACUCUUCUCUUUUCUUUUGCUUUCUUUCUCUUCCAAUCGCAAAUAAACCCUAGCUUUAUCUUUCUUUCUCUUUUUUUCUCUCUCUCAAGAUUGUAUCAUGAACGAUCCUAAAGAUCCCGAUCUGAGCGACGACUCAGCUUGGAGAGAACUCACAGCUUCAGAUUCUGACUUCUUCUACAGAGACACUUCCACCAUCCUCUCUGAGUUCGCCUGGAACCUCCACGCUUCCUCUAGCUUUACACAAACCGCCGGUGUCCCAUCUUCCAUCACCACCACCACCUCAAAGACUGAUCAGCCCAUUCCAACAUCUUCCGGUUCCUCAUCAGCCGCCGCUUCUGUUACCGUUACAGAGGUUUCAACUAACAUCAACAAUCCUUCGACCGCCACCUCUAGCUCAAGCGAAGAUCCAACUGAAAGCUCAACCGCCUCCGCCGCGAAAACACCGGAGACACCAAAGAAGGAGAAGAAGAAGGCGCAAAAGCAAAUCAGGCAACAAAGAUUCGCAUUCAUGACCAAGAGUGAUGUAGAUAAUCUUGAAGAUGGAUAUCGUUGGCGUAAAUAUGGACAGAAAGCUGUCAAGAAUAGCUCAUUCCCUAGGAGCUACUAUAGAUGCACGAACAGCAGAUGCACGGUGAAGAAGAGAGUGGAACGAUCAUCUGAAGAUCCAUCGAUAGUGAUCACAACAUACGAAGGACAACAUUGCCACCAAACCGUUGGAUUCCCUCGAGGCGGAAUCUUCCCAGCUCACGACCCUCAUAAUUUCACAUCCCAUCAUCAUCUCCCUCCUCCAUUGCCAAAUCCUUAUUAUUACCAAGAACUCCUUCAUCAACUUCACAGUGAAAAUACUUCUUCACUGCAAUUACCUCAAUCUACUACUGAAGACGGACAUGUUGCAGUGUCGUCUAUUAAUCAACCAGAAGAAGGUUUACUUGGUGAUAUUGUACCUCAAACCAUGCGCAAUCCUUGAGGUACCAUCAGCAAAUCAUCAUAACCUUGAAAAAAAAAAGCUAAGGAGGUGCUAACUCAUUGUGGAGAUAUGCGGCCGCAAGGGGCUGUAACUUGUAAGCAUAUAUCUCUUUAUAUUAUUUCAAUUUUGAUCAAAGGCGUCUCACCACCGCUAAAAUUGCAAUGUCGUAAGGUCUAUACAUAGUACAUAUAUAUGAAUGUAUACAGUAUAAUUUUGAUGUAACUCAACUUUAAUAUAUCUACUGACUUAUGUGCCAACGUAGAGCAUGUAUGUGCAUU